Molecule: messenger RNA, 174 nt
Organism: Lottia gigantea (owl limpet)
Lineage: Eukaryota; Metazoa; Mollusca; Gastropoda; Lottiidae
Exons: 1
Source: RefSeq, a predicted model, not a curated record
UGCUAUCUUGUAACCAUGAUUUGUUAUCCUGUAGCCAUGAUUUGCUAUCUUCUUGCCAUGAUUUGCCAUCUUGUAACCAUGACUUGUUAUCUAGUAGCCAUGAUUUGCUAUCUUUUAGCCAUGAUUUGCAUUCCAGAUUUGCAUCCUAUUACAACCACUUGCUUUUGGGCAUAA